This is a messenger RNA of Pseudophryne corroboree (corroboree frog), 2516 nucleotides long. RefSeq names its product bone morphogenetic protein 7 (gene BMP7). NCBI's taxonomy places the organism in Eukaryota, Metazoa, Chordata, Amphibia, Anura, Myobatrachidae. Gene Ontology annotation, molecular function: growth factor activity; cytokine activity. The record is from RefSeq and is a predicted model, not a curated record. Bases 365 to 1639 code for a protein of 424 amino acids. Gene Ontology annotation, cellular component: extracellular region. Gene Ontology annotation, biological process: BMP signaling pathway. The transcript has 7 exons.
UCUUUUCUUGGAUUCCCUCCUCCUGUACUGCCUGCUCCUCCCAUUACAUUCAGUCUCCUGCUGGCUCCGUCUGCCUUCACAAACCACCACUUAGACUUUGCUAGGGAAAGAGUAAAGACACAUCAAAACCUCUAGGAAAGAAACCGCAGGACUUGUUCACCUCUUCGUCCUCACACACUCCACAAAGCUCUUCAGCCAUGAUUGGAUUCAGCUGAAAUCCAGAGAGCCACCAUUGUGCCCAAGAAAGGGACAUCUUUUCCAGAGAAGUAGAUACACUAAAUUUCUGUAAUGGUAUUUUAUUUAUGAACUCCCCUUUGGAUAGAAGUGCAGGUGCUUUAAAGUUUGCCCUACAAAUCCAGGGGAAAUGAAUGUUUUCGUAAAGAACAAGACGGGUUCCACGUUCCUCUGUGGCUAUUUUUUGUUGAGGUCAAUCCUGGCCGAUUUCACGUUAGACAAUGAGGUCCACUCCAGCUUUAUCCAAAGGAGGUUGCGAAGCCAGGAACGCAGGGAGAUGCAGAGGGAGAUCUUGUCCAUUUUGGGUCUACCACACAGACCAAGACCACAUUUAUAUGGGAAACAGAACUCCGCUCCAAUGUUCAUGCUGGAUUUGUACAAUGCAAUGACCAUAGAAGAGGAGGAGACUGAAGGAUACUCUUAUCCAUACAAGCCCAUCUUCACCACACAGGGUCCACCACUUGCCAGUCAACAGGACAGCAACUUUCUCAAUGAUGCUGAUAUGGUUAUGAGUUUUGUCAACUUAGUGGAACAUGACAAAGAGUUUUUUCAUCAGAGACGUCACCAUCGGGAGUUCCGGUUUGACCUUGCUAAAAUACCAGAGGGUGAAGCUGUGACAGCUGCCGAAUUCAGGAUAUAUAAAGAUUAUAUUCGAGAGCGGUUUGACAAUGAAACUUUCCAGAUCAGUAUUUACCAGGUCCUGCAAGAACAUCAAGGAAGGGAUUCAGAUCUGUUCCUGCUGGACUCGAGGACAAUCUGGGCAGCCGAAGAGGGCUGGCUGGUCUUCGAUAUUACAGCAACGAGUAAUCACUGGGUAUUGAUUCCACAGCAAAACCUUGGCUUGCAACUGUCUGUAGAGAGCAAUGAUGGACAAAGCAUCAACCCCAAAAUGGCUGGUCUGAUUGGAACUAAUGGACCCCACAAUAAACAACCCUUCAUGGUGGCAUUUUUUAAAGCCACUGAGAUUCACCUGCGCAGCAUCCGAUCAACAGGCGGAAAACAGCGUAACCAAAACAGAUCAAAAGCACCAAAGAGCCAGGAGGCGCUGCGAGUGGCAAAUGUAGCAGAGAACACUAGUACGGAUCAGAAGCAAGCCUGCAAGAAACAUGAGUUGUAUGUCAGUUUCCGAGACCUGGGAUGGCAGGAUUGGAUUAUAGCCCCUGAAGGUUACGCUGCGUAUUACUGUGAAGGAGAAUGUGCCUUUCCCUUAAACUCCUACAUGAAUGCAACAAACCAUGCUAUUGUACAAACACUGGUUCAUUUUAUAAACCCGGACACAGUACCAAAGCCAUGUUGUGCGCCCACACAGCUCACCCCAAUCUCCGUCCUUUACUUUGAUGAUAGCUCUAAUGUGAUACUUAAGAAAUACAGGAACAUGGUGGUCAGGACCUGCGGAUGCCAUUAAACCGGAACACUAAGCGGCAUCUUCAGUCUUCGUUGUCAGUCUUUCUUACAAUGGGCCUCAAAACGCAGGACAUUGCGUGAUCAGAAAAACUGGAUUUAUUUUUUUCUGUUUAGCUUGGGGUCAUAUAUUUUUUUUUUUUACUUGCAUUGCGACAAGGUCAAAGACUACCUGUUGUGCUUAGCUAUUCCACCUGGCUGUCUGUAUGUACUCAAUAGCAGGGACACUCCCACUUUGUUGCAGGACUUGUUUUGAAAGGGGAACCCAAAGCUGUCUUUGGAGGUCAACUAAACCUAGCUAUAUGGAUUAUAUAAUUUACAAUUAACUCAUUGUAUUAUCAUUGCAAUGUGAAUUUUUUCGUUAGCAUUCUGUUUGCCAAACUCAGAUGAUAAUUCAUUAAGAUCUAUGAUAUUGCAUUGAAAUUACUGAGAUGGUGGUGAGAAGAUAAUCCAGAGAGAAUGCAGAAGAAGCUGGUUGAAGAUAAGCAAAAGAUUUUGGGAGAUGAAAUCAAUCAAUGAGACUCCAGUUACUUUGGUCAUUUCAUUCUGUGUUAUAUGUUGAUUAAGUUAAUUUAAUAACAAACCGUUCAUCAAAAGCUUGAUACUGAGCUUUAAGGUUUGCCACCUUAAAUGUACAGGAUAGUCGGACAGUCCAUGGAUGCCAACAUUUCAUUUUGGUCUUGUGCAGAGUGGCUGCUACAGAUAAGGUGGGCGAUUAUACAGACCCUUCUGACCUGGAAGCAGAUUGUUAAGUAUAGAGACAAUUCUAGACUAUUUGUUAUUUUUAUGAGAUUUUAUUUUUCAGUGACCAUCGUCAGAUCCACUAAAUGGCUUCUUGUAAAACUAUGUACAGGUUGGAAAUAAAUUGAUCUCCUUAUGUC